This is a messenger RNA of Cladophialophora bantiana CBS 173.52, 567 nucleotides long. RefSeq lists its product as uncharacterized. Gene Ontology annotation, cellular component: cytosol. The transcript is spliced from 3 exons. The record is from RefSeq and is a predicted model, not a curated record. Gene Ontology annotation, molecular function: protein binding; L-methionine (R)-S-oxide reductase activity. Lineage: Eukaryota; Fungi; Ascomycota; Eurotiomycetes; Chaetothyriales; Herpotrichiellaceae. Bases 1 to 567 code for a protein of 188 amino acids.
AUGCACCAGCAGCAGCCUCAUGCCGAGUACUCGCACUUCACCGACGUCCAUUCCAAGCCGGCGGCAUAUGCCCAACUGCUCGCAUCGGUCGAGGCCCUGGUCGCGUCCCAACGCAACUGGGUCUGCAACCUCGCCAACGCCGCGUCCCUGCUCUGGCACAUGUACCAUUCUCUGCCUGCCUCCGUCUCCGUGCAGGCCGCCGCCGUGAACUGGGCCGGCUUCUAUGUCCUGGAUCCCGCCAACCCGACCAGGCAGCUGAUUCUGGGCCCCUUUAUGGGCAAAGUCGCCUGCCAGACCAUCACCCUGGGCAGGGGCGUGUGCGGGACUGCCGCGACAGGCGAUGAUGGGUCCGGCAAGAGCGUGGUGGUGACGGAUGUUGAGGCGUUCCCCGGCCAUAUUGCCUGCGACGGCGACACGAAGAGCGAGAUUGUCGUCCCCAUUCGCUCUGGUGGAAAAGUCGUCGGCGUGAUCGACGUUGACUGUGCUCAACUCGACGGCUUCGAUGAACAAGACCGAGAAGGUCUCGAGAGAGUGGCAGCGUUGCUGGGAUCAUCUUGCGACUGGUAA